Molecule: messenger RNA, 979 nt
Organism: Tribolium castaneum (red flour beetle)
Lineage: Eukaryota; Metazoa; Arthropoda; Insecta; Coleoptera; Tenebrionidae
Exons: 2
Coding region: 45-707 (220 amino acids)
Source: RefSeq, a predicted model, not a curated record
CUGGAAGAACCAGCCCAAAAAAACUAUGUUGGCACCAGUGCAACAUGUCUUUGUUCUUCCCUGACGCGAUGGGCGAGAACGACGACGAUAACAGUGAACUGAGCGACCAGGCAAGGUUCCUAACCAAGGGGGCCUUCCUGUUAACACCAUCGCACGACUUAAGCCUGGACAAGGCGGCCAACAUUUGCGAUAAACUCAACUUCAGAGGAAGCUUUAGUCUGACCAAGACCGCAACGGGAAUCCUCUUCAAAUUCUCCGAUCCUGAGGAUUUCCAGCAAGUUUUCCGCAAAGGCUUCCACCGAGUGACCGGAGGACGCUUGUACCGAAAAGUCAACAUUCCGUGCCGACCCCAGAAAACCUUCUCGAUGCUGGUGCACGAGGUGCCCAUCGACCUGCCCGAAGACGACAUCCGCGCCAGUCUAUACCGAUACUCCUCAGUGGUCGAAGUGACGCGAGUGUCCCCGAAGCUGGACCAAGCCCCAGGUACCCCGAACCCGAUCCGGGUGACCGUAGCCUCCCUGGACGAGUACAACCAACUGCUUCAGCAGGGAUUAGAUUUUUACGGAGCGACGUAUUUUCCGACCGAGCCGUUGAAAAAAGACCAACUAAGAGGAAGCAAAGAGAAGCUGUUACCGGUCUUCGAUUCGGCUGGAUUUACACGAUUACCGGCACCAGCGAGUCGUCUUUUGAAACCGUCACGACCAUGAAGCGCACGAUUUAACUACUGUUUUGGUUGUCGCUGUAUCAAUGCACGUUUUAAAAAAUAAACCAUUUAUUGCUACAUAAUCCUCGCAUAUUAAAAAUAAUGAGGCCGCAACUAACAAUGAAAACUCGACGAAUACGAAUCCGGCUCGAGAAAAGCGUAACUUAAUCUUUUAAUUAUAAUUUUGAAUAAUGGGACUUAUUUAGGGGCCGACUUGAGAGCCCGGCGAAAAUUCACAGAUACGAGAUGGUUCUAAAUAAAAAACAUACAACGUUU